Molecule: messenger RNA, 1950 nt
Organism: Malassezia pachydermatis
Lineage: Eukaryota; Fungi; Basidiomycota; Malasseziomycetes; Malasseziales; Malasseziaceae
Product: arf guanyl-nucleotide exchange factor
Exons: 1
Coding region: 1-1950 (649 amino acids)
Biological process (GO): regulation of ARF protein signal transduction
Molecular function (GO): guanyl-nucleotide exchange factor activity
Source: RefSeq, a predicted model, not a curated record
AUGACGGAGCCACGGUCGGGUCUGUUCGGUGCCAUCCUUGCGUGGCGGAAUCGGCAGCCCCGUGUGGAAGCAAGUGCCGAGGUGCCAGAGCAAGAAGAUCCAUCAGUCGCACGACCGCCUUCGAGUGAAUGGGAAAGGGCGUCGCAUUAUAUGAUUGAGCGUGACCAAGACGGCCAGACGCCGCUGUACACAGCCAAACAGCCGCACAUGUUCUUGCAAGACGGUAUGGAGGAAGAGCUGACCUCCAAGGAAAGCUUUGGCUCCUUGGACCGUGACGUGUGGCGCGCCGAGCUCGCGUCGGAGGAUGCAGGCACGCCGCCGCCCCCAAGCACCACGACAGGCCUUCCUAUGGAACCGCAGCCUGGCGAUUCGCCAUACAUGUUCAGUCGCAAGCUAUACCAAUUUACCAAAAUGAACUUGGCCUACCAGGGCCAAACCUCGCGACUGCUAAGUGUAUCAACGUCCGCGUACCUUCGUGAAGCGCUCGCUUCGUACAUGCAGCGUUUCCAUUUUGAAGAGUUCCCGAUUGAUAUGGCGCUUCGGCAUUUUCUGGCGAUGGAGCAUUUGCCGCUGGAAUCCCAGCAGAUCGAUCGCGUGCUUAUGGCGUUCAGUGAGCGGUAUGCCGCCUGCAAUCCGUCGAUUAUGGAUCAGGAAACUGCGUACUUUCUGACAUUCUCGCUCUUGUUGUUGCAUACGGACGUGUUUCACCGCAGUGUCCGACCUCGCAUUUCCAAGGCCGAGUACGUCACGCUCGCGAGUGCGAGUCAUGUGGAACGUGUGAUUUUGGAGUAUCUGUACGACAAUGUUUCGUUGGUCGAGUUUAUGUUCACGCGGAAUCAGCCCGUUGGUGGCGAUGGCACGAGCCGAUCGCCAGCGGCGACGCGAGAGCGGGAGGCGCUGUACAAACUGAUAUCGACGGGCCGCAUUUUGGAUCUGCAGCAGCAGCAGGCAGCCGUGCACGAGCGCGUUCGGUUCCCGUUUUCCUACACGUCCAAUGAAUUCACGCUCCCUCUGAUGCACCAAACGGGCCGUGAUGCGCCGCUGAUGGAAGUGACACUGACUAUUCCGCUUGCGCGGCGGUGGCGCGGUGGGCACCCUGCCGCGGCGCUUCGUCGUCCGUUGCUGCUGCGGAUUCUGCACAUGGGGCUGGUCCGUCGCCGUGAGUCGGACGAAGACGGCGAGAGCCGAGCGCGAUGGAAGACAUGGGGUCUUGUCCUGACGGGCUCGUGUCUUUUGUGGUUCAAGGACCCUGCGACAAUGCCGCGCAUUCCUCCGUCUUUGAGCGAAGACGACAGACAAACAUACUCGUUCAAAGUGGACGAGGUCAUGCCGUUGGCCUAUGCGUUGUGUGUGUAUGACAGUGUCACAGAUCCUAUGGUGCUGCGUCUACGUACGCAGGCGCACUGGCACGAAAUUGAGACACAGCUCACACACCCGUAUGUAUGGCUGGAUCGCAUCAACUACAUCGGAAGUCUGGGGAGUUGCGGACUCGUGUGGGACGACGCGGUGAUGCUGCCGGCCAACAGUACGUGGACUGUCCAGGCGUACGGCGAGUCGCUGACGGGCCCCUUGCAAACAGGCGCGCUGGGCCCUACAGAGUCGACACGUGAUACGUACAAGUACUGUGUGUACAGUGCGGGUCUGUCGCUUGCGCAGAGCCUCAUGGCCGCGAAUCGCUUCCUGACCGAGCAGCGCGUACGGCACGAGGCGUUGGUCGCAGAGCAUGAGCGUAGCGUGCGGUAUGCCAAGCAUUUGGGCCUUCUUACGCCCUUGCAAAAGUCCACGCGUGAUCAUAUCCAGCAGGCCACAAUGGCUCUCUCUCACUCGCUGCGAAGUACGCAGUUUGAGCUGGCGUACUUGUCGUGCCGUAUGCACUUCCUGCAGUCGCAGAAACAGGUCCUGGAAGCGCAGCUGCAGCAGCAAGGCUGUGAAAUAUAUACACCUGUAUAG